This is a messenger RNA of Notolabrus celidotus (New Zealand spotty), 2389 nucleotides long. RefSeq names its product SET domain containing 4 (gene setd4). Gene Ontology annotation, biological process: positive regulation of transcription by RNA polymerase II; peptidyl-lysine monomethylation; peptidyl-lysine dimethylation. The record is from RefSeq and is a predicted model, not a curated record. The transcript is spliced from 13 exons. NCBI's taxonomy places the organism in Eukaryota, Metazoa, Chordata, Actinopteri, Labriformes, Labridae. The coding region runs from base 152 to 1513 and encodes 453 amino acids. Gene Ontology annotation, molecular function: histone H3K4 methyltransferase activity; protein binding; histone H3K36 methyltransferase activity.
GCAUGACCAAUGCGCAUACCCGGAAAAACAGGGUAACCACGUGGGUUGGAGGGCUAUGGACUGCAGCGGGUGAUCAAGAUUCAUUUCAAAUGAGAGUUAUAUCAAGUUAUUGUAUGUGGACACGUCAUGUGUCACAGGUUGAGUUGGGGUCAUGAGGGUUGGAUGCCAUCGAUCUGGACGAACAGCGAGGAAGAGAAGGUGGAAACAGCAAAGCAAUGUUAAGUCAGUGUCUCUGUGUCAUCAGCCGCAGUAUGUGAGACUCAUGAAGUUUCUUCACAAACAAGGUUUCACGUCAACACUUCUUCAGCCUGCACUCUUCACAGGCACAGGCAGAGGACUACAAGCUCUCAAGACAAUAAAGGCUGAUCAGCUGAUAAUUUCUCUGCCAGAGUCGUGUCUCCUGACAACUGCAACUGUCCUGAACAGCUACCUUGGACACUACAUCAAGAGUUGGAAGCCCCGCCUCUCUCCUCUUCUUGCACUUUGUGUCUUCUUGGUGUGUGAGCGGCAUCGAGGAGAGUCUUCAGAUUGGUUCCCCUACAUCAACGUGCUCCCUACUUCUUACACCUGCCCCACCUACUUCACAGAUGAUGUCAUGGCUGUUCUGCCUGCCAGCAUUAGGAGGAAGGCUUUAGAUCAGAGGGAGGCUGUGCGAGAAAUUCACUCCUUAAAUCUGGAAUUUUUCAAAUCUCUGCAGCCUGUUCUUUCUCUGCCUGCUGAGGAGGUGCUGACAUAUGAAGCAUUGAGGUGGGCGUGGUGUAGUGUCAACACACGCUCCGUCUUCAUGUCCCACCCAUCCAACAACUUCUUGUCUGGACAGGAUGUUUAUGCUUUAGCUCCGUUUCUGGACCUGCUAAACCAUCGCCCUGAUGUGCAGGUAAAAGCAAGUUUCAAUGACUUGACAAGAUGUUACGACAUCAGGAGUGUUUCUGGAACACUUUGCUAUCAGCAGGCCUUCAUUAACUAUGGUUCCCACGAUAACCAGCGUCUAAUGCUGGAGUAUGGAUUUGUCGCAUCAGAAAACCCUCACAGUGUGGUCUAUGUGGAUACAGAUCUCCUCUGUAAGGUUCUAAAGGGUGACAGAAGUUUGGAUCAGAAGAUCAAGUUUCUCAGGGACAACAAUUUCCUCCAUAAUCUCACAGUGUCUAGUGAGGGGCCCAGCUGGAGGCUGAUGACGGCCCUCAGACUGCUGUCUCUGCCACAAACACUGUAUCACCAGUGGAGGGCAGUGUUGCUUGGCCAGGCGGUGAGUGAAGAGAGAGAGGAGUGCAGCGUGCAGACAGCGAGGACUCUCUCACAGUGUCUGCUACAAGACACACACACAGCUCUGGAUAAGAUCUCCCUCCUCCUCCAGCAGUGUGACCAGUUGACCAGGGAGCAGCUGGAGGUGGUCCAGGCUCUGCGACAGGAAGAGAAGUGCAUCCUGGGAAGCUGUCUUGGAACACUAGAUGGCACGCAGGGACAAAGAGAUGGCCUGUUGCCAUGCCAACCAAAUGCCAACACUGUGAGCUGACAUCUGAUUGGUGCCUGUCAUUUGCUGAAAGCGAGGUCACUGGCUGAAUGGGUGGUGCUGGACAGUCACUGUUUCUGUGCUGUGUGUCAACCAGUAUGGCUGACAUGAACAGCACAAACAGAUCUGUCUGUAAUGACUGACACACCAGAGGUAUUAACCUUUUUACUUUUAGUUUAAAAGGAACAGUAUGUACAGUACAGGCACAAUAAUAUUAGAUAUUUUUAAAUAAAGAAACAGUUAAUAAGUUAAAUAAAAAAAAAUCAUCUUUAAUGACCUACUUUCACCAGGGUAGAAACUGAAAUAUUAAAGUAAAUAGUGGAUACAGCCACAUUUCAUUUUAAGACACAUCACAUAAUUAUGAGAACUGAAAACAGACGGGAGCUGUACAGAGUUCAUUAUUUGAAAAAAAAUGUUUAUGAUCAAUAUACAUCAAGUCUUUUAUUUUAAUUGUCUCUAUUUCUUUUUUAUUAUCACUGUAGUUUUCUGAGGUCCUAUUUUCAAAUGUUUUGUUUUGUUGAUAAGUAUCUUGGACAAUUUCUGUUUCCUGUUAAUAGGGUAAGAAUUUUUUUCUUUUUUUUUUUUUUUGACAAUUGAACAACAUAUCUUCUAUGAGUUGUAUUGCUUCUCAUGUUGAGAGUUGCAUUUAAAAGUUAUGUCAUUAAAUGGGCAAUAAAAACAAUUAACAGAAGUUAAAGCCAAAGAUGUUUACAUCAGUUUUAUCAGUUCCUGUUUAUAGGUGGAUGCCUUUGAUGCAAAAGUCAAUAUUUUCUAAGACAAUUGAUACCCUCAAAAAAUCCCGACAGUCCUCAGAAAAAUGUAUCUCCAUUGGAACAAAUAAAUAAGGCUUUUGAUACCUGUAUACAAUUUCAAAACUUA